Molecule: messenger RNA, 4220 nt
Organism: Periconia digitata
Lineage: Eukaryota; Fungi; Ascomycota; Dothideomycetes; Pleosporales; Periconiaceae
Source: the annotation of a GenBank genome assembly
UUUGUGAGCACGUAUGAAUUGAUGCAUGGGAGAUGCAUGACCCCGCAGGACCGGCACCCACGACCAACACAUCGCUUAAGAAAGUGGAAUAGUAAUCGCCCUCGGGCUGCACGGAACUGAGUUGCGAGAACGAGGUAUUGGUGGAGUUGUGGGAAUGGGAUGAUUCCGAGGUUGCUGUGCUAGGAGUGGUGAGGCCUGGAGCCAUCUUGACGGCCUUGUGAUGAUUGGAGGAGCUGUCGGGCGUUGAGCGCUUCAUGAUGGACCAGAAAGACGGGGCCAUUCUAUAAGACGGUUGGCCUCUGGCAGGUCGACUGACACGGAAUGUCGGAGGUUGGAGGCGUGGCGCCGAAGAUGGAAAAUGGGGGUGAGGUGGACAGACGUGGUCGCUCGAGAGUGAUGAUGGCGCCCAUUUUCAACCGCUGCGCUUCAGACAAAGGGUCCCACCUCCUGUGUGAGGAGGCGAACAUUUUGCUGUAAAAUUUUGCUGGCAAUGGGGUGAUUCAGGUCGAGUGCAUUCUGGCUCUUGUGACGGACGGAGCGUCGUGCUCACAGUGUGAGGAAGUGAAUCGGCCCUGGCUCGUGCACUGCCGGCCACCCCCACCUUUCCUCUCGCGGCAAUUGUCUUGGCAGAUGGUCCGUGCGGCGUACCGUCCUGAAAUCCAUCCAUCCACCCAUCCAUCUGUCCAUCUGUCCAUCCCAUCCCCAGUCGGCCAGGUUCAGCAUCUCCCAUUGCCUUGGGCUCACCAUGACAAGCUCCCAACAACAGCGUCGAUCCAUAUCAUGAAUCCGUAUCUGCGCCUUAUCGUGGGUCCAUCCUUAGUAAUCUGGUCAAGUUCCUCAGCGUGCGUCUCGUGUUGCAAGUCGACCGUUUCUAACCUUCGCUACCCUGGAGCGCAAUAUAUCAUCCCAUGUAUCAUUAAUACUCGAUUGAUACAUUCUACCCCCUGCGUUCUAUAAUUUUACUUCUUGUCCAUUGCUUUUUACGGCUAAACAUGAACACAAUGUCUGUCCCUUCAGAGCCUCAAUGGCUGCCAACAGUCCGUCGAAAGCGCCAGCUCCGCGACGACGCCAUCCAACUAUGGUCCGCAACCCACAACAGGAACUCUCCAAACGUGACAUCCAAUGAGACGACAAGGCUCGAUAAUACUGACGAGAUUCUUCACGCUAUUUCAUCCAACGCUGUGACCGCUACUGAUCUCUGUGAGGCCUAUAUUUCGCGGGCUGUUACGGCACACCAAAAGACGAAUUGCCUCACCGAGAUCUUCUUCGAUGAUGCUUGCAAACGUGCCGGGGAGUUGGAUCAGUUUUUCAAAGACCAUGGUAGAUUGGUGGGGCCGCUGCAUGGUGUUCCCAUGACGCUGAAAGAUCAAUUCGACGUUGCAGGCUAUGACAGCACCCUGGGAUAUGUCGGGCGUGCGUUCAAACAAACAUCGGAAGAUUGUGUCCUCGUGGCUCUCCUGAGACAGAUGGGCGCCGUUAUUAUUGCCAAGUCAAAUCUCCCACAGAGCAUCAUGUGGUGCGAAACGGAAAAUCCCCUUUGGGGGUUGACUGUACAUCCAGAAAACCCCGAUUUUACGCCUGGAGGAUCAACGGGCGGCGAAGGAGUGCUUCUUGCCUUGCGAGGAUCGGCUGUGGGCUGGGGCACAGACAUUGGUGGGAGCAUACGAAUACCGUCCCAUAUGCUAGGUCUAUACGGCUUGAAGCCGAGUAGCACCCGACUUCCAUACCAAGGUGUAUCUGUAUCUACCGAUGGUCAAGAGCAUAUACCCUCGGUGAUUGGUCCUAUGAGCCGCAAUCUCUCUUCUCUCGUCGCCGCUACCAAAGCUGUCAUCGACGCUCAGCCCUGGACCCUUGACCCCAAAUGCUGCCCCCUCCCAUGGCGCCAGGACCUCUUCACCAGUGUUCAGUCUCGCCCUAUGGUGAUAGCCAUUAUGCGCGACGAUGGCGUCGUGAAGCUGCAUCCACCUGUAGCUAGGGUGCUGGAAGAAGUCGUGAGCAAGCUCGAAAAGGCCGGCCACGAGCUAGUACCUUGGACGCCUGGUACUCUCCACCAGGAAAUAAUCGAUGUCAUGGAUGCCUACUACACAGCGGAUGGCGGCGAAGACAUCAAACGCGAUGUUUGCGCCGGCGGUGAACCGUUCAUCCCACACGUAGAAGCCCUCGUCAAUAAAGGCCAGCCCAUAUCCGUGUACCAGUACUGGCAACUCAACAAGCGCAAAGUCGCUCUUCAGAAGCGCUUUCUCGAUCUCUGGAACGCGACUCAGUCACUCCAACAUCAAGGUAAACCGAUUGACAUCCUCCUCGCCCCUGUGAUGCCGCAUUCGGCUGUGCCUCAUCGAACUUGCCGUUGGGUAGGGUAUACGAAGGUGUUCAAUGUAGUGGAUUAUCCAUCAGUAGUAUUGCCUGCUGGCCGCGUGGAGAAAGGGCGCGAUGGCGAUGCGGCAAGGGAUAUGGCUAGCUAUACCCCGCGUAAUGCUCUAGACCAGUGGAAUUGGAAGAACUUUGAUCUAGAGCGCAUGAAUGGGAUGCCGAUUGGGGUGCAGGUUGUCGCGAGACGGUUGGAAGAGGAGAAAGCGCUCGGGGCCGCGGGGGUAGUGGAGAAGUUGUUGAAGGAACCAUGCGCCAGCUGGGACGACGAUUGCUACCACCAUCGACUUCCUUCCGCUAAACCAACCUAUCGGUGCCAUAUACAUCUACUAUCAAAUUCUGCGACAGCAUCCACGCACAGCACGACAAUGGGCAAGAAACGCGUUCUCGUAAGCUACGGCGUAGACAUCGACGCCGUAGCCGGCUGGCUAGGAUCCUACGGCGGCGAAGAUUCCACCUCGGACAUCAGCCGCGGACUCUGGGCCGGCACAGUCGGUACCCAGCGUCUUCUCAAACUAUUCGACAAAUACAACAUCAAAGCGACGUGGUUUAUCCCCGGGCACAGCCUCGAAACCUUCCCCGAGGACUGCGCAGCCGUCCGCGACGCGGGCCACGAGAUCGGAUUGCACGGGUACUCGCACGAAAACCCCGUCGACAUGACCUUCGAGCAACAACGCGACGUCCUCGAUAAAACGUACAAAAUGCUGACCAAGUUCUGCAACGGCAAACCACCUCGCGGCAGUGUUGCGCCGUGGUGGGAGACGUCGAAGGAAGGAUGCGAGCUAUUGCUCAGCUACGGCAUCGAGUACGAUCACAGCAUGUCGCAUGAAGACCAUCGCUGCUACUGGCUACGCACUGGCGACAGCUGGACCAAGAUCGACUACUCCCAGAAAGCGGAGACGUGGAUGAAGCCGCUGGUCAAAGGCGAGGAAACGGGUCUCGUGGAGAUCCCCGGGAGUUGGUAUAUUGACGAUCUCCCACCCAUGAUGUUCAUGAAGAAGUCUGCAAACUCACACGGCUGGGUAAAUCCUAGGGACGUCGAGGCGAUAUGGAUGGAUCAUUUCGAUUACUUUUAUCGCGAGUACGAUGAGUUUGUCUUCCCCAUGACCAUCCAUCCCGAUGUUUCGGGACGCCCGCACGUGCUCUUGAUGCAUGAGAGGAUCAUCGAGCACAUCAAUAAACACGAGGGGGUAGAGUGGGUGACGAUGGAGCAGAUGGCAGAUGAUUUUAAAAAGAACAACAAGGUGCCUGAAGGGGCGAAGAUGCCGGCGCCACCGGGGGAGAUUUUGAAGAAGCAGCAGGACGGCACAGCUUAUAAUCCAGGCUUCUAGGGCUCUUUCAUCCAUCACAAUAUUGUUUUGAUUGAUCGUCUUGUAUUCCAUGAGUGUUUAUGCUGUCGGUGACUUGUUUUCUUGUUCAAGUGUUGACGAAUCUAACAUUGUUUGUUUCUCCAUCCCCAGUUCGGUCCUUUGCUCCUUACAUAUUGCCUGCUGUAAUUAUCAUCGCUCGAAUCCAAAAAAAAUCCAGAACGAACUGUAGCAAGGCGACCUGUGUCUCACAAGAGGCCAGUCGCACCCUUCUCCCCAUCUUCAUCCCUCCGAACUCCCCGCAUAUCGAUUCCGACCGUCCCGAACGGCUUCCGAAAGCCCAACCAAUCACAAGCCAGCUUGCCCCGCGGGGAUGAGAUUACGACCACCCACCCCCAUUCUUGCCCUUCACACCUCACCAUCCACUUAUGCAUCGCUGUCAUCAAUCACCCUUCCAUCUCAUCCAUCCUAUCCCUGCGGAUUCUUCCCCAUCUUCGAUUUCCACGCUUCCGGGUGUGUCAACCCCACUAUCUGUGUAUGACGCCC